AUGACAAGAUCAUUCGCCAUAGUUGCUCUCAUUGUCUCCGCUUUCUGCUUCUCAUCGGUCUUGGCUGCCCGUAAGGUACCGGCUGAUUGUCGUGAAGUUUUCACCGUUAUUGGCAAGAUUUAUUGCGAUCCUUGCCACUUUGAAUUUGAAUCAAGGCUUAGCAAGCCUCUUGUCGGUGUUAAGGUGACAUUGAGAUGCGCAAAGGAAGAGGGUAAAAAUGUGACAUACGUGAAGGAGGCUAAGACCGACAAAAAUGGUGUCUACAAAAUCACAGUUAAUGGCGAUCACGAGGAAGAAGUUUGCGAGGUGAAUUCCGAUUCAAAUGGAAAGGGUGAAUGUAAUUUGCCUAUGGCAAACAAAUCCGACAGGAUUGGUCUCAACAAGAAUAUGGGUGUGUCUUCCUUGGUUCGUUUAGUUAAUCCCCUUGGGUUCAUGACUAAGGCAAUUGAUAGCCAGUGUGAAAAGGUUAUCUCUGAGUUGGGUUUGGACAACCUUGAUGAUUAG
Vicia faba (fava bean) is the source of this 504-nucleotide messenger RNA. The record is from the annotation of a GenBank genome assembly. Lineage: Eukaryota; Viridiplantae; Streptophyta; Magnoliopsida; Fabales; Fabaceae.